This is a messenger RNA of Penicillium concentricum, 1551 nucleotides long. Its product is annotated as clathrin-mediated endocytosis regulator UBX3. Lineage: Eukaryota; Fungi; Ascomycota; Eurotiomycetes; Eurotiales; Aspergillaceae. Gene Ontology annotation, molecular function: ubiquitin binding. The record is from RefSeq and is a predicted model, not a curated record. The transcript has 2 exons. Bases 1 to 1551 code for a protein of 516 amino acids. Gene Ontology annotation, cellular component: endoplasmic reticulum.
AUGUCACAACCGGAGGUUGACCUGGACCAGCUUUCCGAUAGCGAGAAGUCUGCGCUAGAAAUGUACAUGGCCGUUACUAGCCAGGAACCUUCAGAGGCAAUUCCCAUCCUACGCCGGUCACAAUGGAAUGUGCAGAUCGCCAUCUCCAAGUUCUUCGAUGGGGAAGGCCCGGAUCCCCUUGAAGAAGCUCGCGCUGCCAUGGACCGCCCGCCUCCACCCCAACCCAACCGCCGAACCCAAAAUUUAAUGACCGACGACUUGAACGAACACUUGUCGCAGAUUACUCGCGCCACAGCUACAGAUCUGGCUCCGCGAGUUGACACACAAUCAGGAGACCAGCAUACCUACCGGCCUCCAUUCAUUCUUAGUCUACUUCUCAGUCCGUUUAAUCUGGUCUAUCGACUCCUCUGCAGUUCAUUCCGCCUCUUUGGUGUCCUCUUCCCUUUUUUGCCACGCUUGUUCAACAGGACGGCAAACCCUGCGCUGCAAGGCGCUCGCCGGAAUACCACUGGCCGUCGAUCCCUCGGUCCCAAGGACACUGCCGCUCGCUUUAUCCGCGAGUUCGAGGAAGAGUAUGAAUCUAACCCGAUUCCGUUCCUGGAGAACGGAUACAACAUGGCGCUGGAGAAAGCCCAUCGCGACUUGAAGUACCUCCUGGUCAUUCUCUUAUCCCCCGAGCAUGACGAUACCAACAGCUGGGUCCGUGAUACCCUGCUGGCACCCGAGGUCGUGGAAUUCAUCAACGACUCCCAGAACAACCUCCUGGUGUGGGGCGGCAACGUGCGAGACUCCGAAGCAUACCAAGUCGCCAACUCAUUGAAAUGCAUCAAGUUCCCCUUCGCAGCGGUCAUCGUCCAUACCCCGAACGUUUCGUCAACCGCCAUGUCUGUCGUAGGGCGGAUCGCAGGCCUCACUACGCCAUCCGAGGUGGUGAACAAGCUCCGGGCAGUCGUGACAGCUAACAGCGAACCCCUGGAGCGACUUCGGUCGUCACGUGUAGAGCAACAAGCCUCGCGCAGCCUCCGCGAAGAGCAAGACUCAGCCUAUGAGCGGUCGCUGGCGAUCGACCGUGAACGGGCGCGCCAGCGCCGGGAAGCGGAAAUGGAACGUCAACGCGAAGAACAGGAAGCCGCUGGCCGACAGGCGGCAGAGGAGCAGCAGCGCCGCAAUCUCACCCAGUGGAAGGUUUGGCGCGGACAAUCGCUUAGCGCAGAGCCCGGACCAGAUGUUAAGGAUGCGGUUCGUAUUAGCGUGCGGCUCCCGUCGGGCGAUCGUAUCAUGCGCAAGUUUGCGCCCGAUGCGGACAUUGAAGAGAUCUACGCGGUGGUUGAGUGCUACGAGGUCUUGCAAGAGCAGGAUACACAGCCGGUGACGAGUGCACCAGAGGGAUUUGUGCACCAAUACGGAUUUCGACUAGUCUCACCGAUGCCUCGGGUGGUGUAUCCGGUUGAUGAGGGAGGGUCGAUCAAAGAAAAGAUUGGCCGUGGUGGCAAUCUGCUAGUGGAACUGAUCGACGAGGAUGAAGAUGAACCUGUGACCGACAUGUCUUGA